GCCUGGGCGAGGACAAUCGAGCGGCAUCCUGUGGCAGGGGCCACCCGUCGGGGCUGGGGUCGUGGGCCCGGGGGGCUUCGGCGGCAGCCGAGUGAGAAAUGGCACCUCGUAAGGGGAAGGAAAAGAAGGAAGAACAGGUCAUCAGCCUUGGACCUCAAGUUGCUGAAGGAGAAAAUGUGUUUGGUGUCUGCCACAUAUUUGCAUCCUUCAAUGACACUUUUGUCCAUGUCACUGAUCUUUCUGGCAAGGAAACCAUCUGUCGCGUAACUGGUGGGAUGAAGGUGAAGGCUGACCGAGAUGAGUCUUCUCCCUACGCUGCCAUGUUGGCUGCCCAGGAUGUGGCCCAGAGGUGCAAGGAGCUGGGCAUCACUGCUCUCCACAUCAAACUCCGAGCCACAGGAGGAAAUAGAACCAAGACCCCUGGACCUGGGGCCCAGUCAGCCCUCAGAGCCCUUGCCCGCUCAGGAAUGAAGAUUGGGCGGAUUGAGGAUGUCACCCCCAUCCCCUCCGAUAGCACCCGCAGGAAGGGAGGUCGCCGUGGUCGCCGUCUGUGAACAGGAUUCUUCAAACUAUUUUCUGUUAAUAAAUUGCCUUUGUGUAAGCUAUUU
Molecule: messenger RNA, 608 nt
Organism: Canis lupus familiaris (dog)
Lineage: Eukaryota; Metazoa; Chordata; Mammalia; Carnivora; Canidae
Gene: RPS14
Product: ribosomal protein S14
Exons: 5
Coding region: 99-554 (151 amino acids)
Biological process (GO): maturation of SSU-rRNA from tricistronic rRNA transcript (SSU-rRNA, 5.8S rRNA, LSU-rRNA); ribosomal small subunit assembly; translation
Cellular component (GO): ribosome; cytosolic small ribosomal subunit
Molecular function (GO): small ribosomal subunit rRNA binding; mRNA 5'-UTR binding; structural constituent of ribosome
Source: RefSeq, marked validated